AUGCCUCCCAUUUUUAAAGUGCUGAAAGCUGGGAAGAAGUUCCAAUGGAAUGAGGAAUAUGAAAAGGCCUUCCAAGGCCUGGAAAUGCACCUGGGGCAGGCCCCCCUCCUCUCCAAAUCGAAGCUCGAUGAGAUCCUACAGCUAUAUCUGGCCAUCUCCAAUGAGGCCAUCAGUUCGAUUCUAACCCGAGAAGAGGGAACCACCCAACUUCCUGUUUACUAUACAAGUAAAGCACUCCUAUCUCCGGAAACCCGUUACCCCGAUAUGGAGAAGCUCACUUUGGCCUUGAUCAUGGCCUCCAGGAAAUUGAGACCCUACUUCCAAGCUCAUACCAUUCAUGUGUUGACAAACUUUCCCCUAAGGCAAGUGCUCCAAAAGUCCGAUGCCUCAGGAAGAUUAUUGAAGUGGACAGUGGAGCUAAGUGAAUUUGACCUCAUGUUCAAGGCUAGGACAGCCAUCAAGGGUCAAGCCUUAGCUGACUUUGUGGCAGAAUUCGCCAAUUUACCCAAGGUAGAUGAAAUCAUGGAACCCGUCGAGCCCCCUACGUGGAACUUAUUCAUUGAUGGGUCGACCGGGGAUGCCGGCUCAGGUGCUGGAGUUGUCCUCAUCAGCCCUGAAGGUCACAAGCUAAACUCAGCGGUGAGGUUCAGGUUCAAACUCACCAACAAUGUAGCAGAAUAUGAGGCACUUCUUGCAGGCCUCAGGCUGGCCAAGGACAUGCAAGUAAAGAGGCUACUUAUCAACAGUAACUCCCAGCUAGUUGUUAGCCCAGUAAAUGGUAACUUCUCAGCCAAGGACAAAACGAUGGCUUUCUACUUGAAAAUAGUGAUGAACCUCAUCCCAUCCUUUGAAAGCAAGGAUUCAGAACUACUCAUAGUAGUACCUAUAAAGCACCUCCUCCUGCCGUCCACCGAGGCCCCCAAUGUAAUGUGGGUCGCUGGAACUCCUACUUGGAUGCAGCCAAUUGUAGCAUACCUCAAAGAUCAGGUACUUUCCACUAACAAGCAUGAGGCCUACAAGCUAAGGAGGAGGUUAGCCUACUUCCUUUUCAUUGAUGAUGUUCUCUAUAAAAAGAGCUUUUCCUCCCCACUCUUAGGAUGUGUUGGGAGAGAAGAUGCUACUUACAUAUUAAGAGAAGUCCAUGAGAGCGUGUGCGGCAAUCACUUCGGAGGUCUAUCUUUGGCACAAAAGAUAUUGUGGCAAGGGUACUACUGGCCUACCCUGAAAAGGGAUGCCCUCGAGUUUGCAUGA
Messenger RNA from Olea europaea var. sylvestris, 1251 nucleotides. RefSeq lists its product as uncharacterized. The transcript has 2 exons. Bases 1 to 1251 code for a protein of 416 amino acids. Lineage: Eukaryota; Viridiplantae; Streptophyta; Magnoliopsida; Lamiales; Oleaceae. The record is from RefSeq and is a predicted model, not a curated record. Gene Ontology annotation, molecular function: nucleic acid binding; RNA-DNA hybrid ribonuclease activity.